AUGAAGCUCUCGCCACCAAUUCCACUUCUGCGCAAGACGUGUACUUCAGCUCCUCGCAUGUCUUUUUGGGUUAACACUUUGUCCGAUUUUCAGACGAGAAGCAAGGCUACAUUACUCAACUAUGGACCAAGAAAAAAUCCUUCUAUACUCUCAUCGCCAGAAUUAUCACUCCCUCAUCGUGCGAAAUACAAUCUUGAUGUGUUUUGCAAGAGCUCCUUUUCCACCGGAAGUAUUCCUACUACGCCGACAAAGCCUAAGAUACACAGUCUCUUUGAAGAGACAACGGGAACAUGGCAAUAUCUGAUUGCAGACCCUUCCACUUUGUCUGCUGUCAUCAUUGACCCAGUGUUGAACUUCGAUUCGGUCACCCGGGCUAUUACAUUUGAAUCUGCCAACUCUCUGCUAUCAUUAGUCAAGCAUCAUCGGUAUGAGGUCGUCAAAAUCCUUGAAACUCACAUACAUGCGGAUCAUAUCACUGCAGCAUCAUACCUCCAGAAUUCGCUUGCUGUAGAGCAAACACAUCGGCCGCAGGUCUGUAUUGGGAAACGCAUUGAGCAAGUCCAAGACAUGUUCGGUCACAGAUAUGGCCUCUCACCACAUGAAUAUCAAGGUGUUUUUGAUCAUCUCUUCGAUGAUGACGAACUAUUUUAUAUCGGUGAUGUCGAGGCCCAGGCAGUCCAUCUACCCGGCCAUACUCCUGAUCAUUUAGGUUAUAAAAUUGGCGACAAUAUCUUUUGUGGUGAUUCCGUCUUCCACGCCGAUAUUGGGUCUGCGCGUUGUGACUUCCCCGGUGGAAGUGCAGUGAGUCUAUACAAGUCAGGGCGAAAGCUACUUUCAUUCCCAGACCACGUCAAGAUUUGGUCGGGCCAUGAUUACCCACUACAGGGACGAAUUGAGCCAGUGCCAUGGCUGAGCGUUCAAGAACAAAGAUGGCGAAACAAACACUUGAUGGAUGGGACUACUGAGGCAGAGUUUGUGGCCUUGCGACAGGACCGUGACUCAAAACUGGCGGCGCCCAAGUUACUUGAUCAGUCCCUGCAAAUCAACAUCCGGGCGGGCAGACUACCGGAACAAUCACAAACAGGCCAACGAAUGCUUUAUCUGCCCCUCAAGUUAGAUUCACCAGCGUGGUAA
This is a messenger RNA of Penicillium waksmanii, 1134 nucleotides long. Its product is annotated as MBL fold metallo-hydrolase. The record is from RefSeq and is a predicted model, not a curated record. Lineage: Eukaryota; Fungi; Ascomycota; Eurotiomycetes; Eurotiales; Aspergillaceae. Bases 1 to 1134 code for a protein of 377 amino acids. Gene Ontology annotation, molecular function: sulfur dioxygenase activity. Gene Ontology annotation, biological process: glutathione metabolic process; hydrogen sulfide metabolic process. The transcript is spliced from 2 exons.